GAGCUUUAACACUUCAGCACCUGCUGUGGGAAGCUGUGUGAGAGCCUCGGCUCUGGCUUUUUCCUCCUGCUUUGGGUACCGCAACAACCGCAACCGUGUCUCGCCAAAGGGCCAAGAUGUCCAAAGUCGCCAAAUAUCGGCGACAGGUGAGCGAAGAUCCGGACAUCGACAGCUUGCUGUCAACUCUGUCUCCGGAGGAGAUGGAGGAGCUGGAGAAGGAGUUGGAUGUGGUGGAUUCCGAUGGAAGCAUCCCUGCGGAGCAGAAGCAAGCAGACGUGGCCCCGGGCGGCACGCAGAACUGCGAUGCGGUGCUCAACCACCACGGGAAGGAGCCCAGGAAGCGCCUCCAAAGGGAGCAGGCGGUGGAUGAAAGCAGGCUGGACGAGAAGAAGGAAGUCAAGAAUGGAGAAGAGAAGGGAAAGGAAGCUCCUGCCAAAGACCUGGCCAGAAAACGCGAUACAGGAGUGGGGAAAGAGUCUAAGAAGGAAGAAAGUGCCCAAAAGACGGAGCCGAAAACUAAAGGGGAGGCUGAGAGCAAAACCAAGGACAGGAAAGCCAUCAACGACAAGGUGAAGGCCAUGGAGAACAAGCUGAUGGGCAAGGACAAGAAGGAGGAAGAGAAGGGUUCAAUGGCAAAGAGGGAUGCGGAGAAGGACAAAAAGGAAGAGAAGGGCUCAGCGUUAAAGAAGGACGCGGGGAAAGAUAAAAAGGAGGAGGAGAAGGGCUCAGCACUGAAGAAGGAUGCAGGGAAGGAUAAAAAGGAGGAAGGGAAGGGCCCGGCAGCAAGGAAAGAGACAGAGAAGGAGAAAAAGGAAGAAGAAAAGAGGUCGGUAUUGAAGAAGGUCACCGAGAAGGACAAAAAGGGGGAAGAGAAGAGCUCGGGAUCGAAGAAAGAGGCAGAAAAAGACAAGAAAGGGGAAGAGAAGAAAGAGAAGGAGAAAAAAGAAGAGGAGAAGAGCUCAGCUUCGAAAAAAUCCGAGGCGGAUGGGAAGGAGAAACAGCAGCCCGAGGCGGAGGGGAAGGAGGAGCCCAAGGCAGCGGCACAGAGCAGCCCCACAUCCACCCCCAGCAGCGCCCCGGAGCAGCCCAAGGAGGACGAGGCGUCCAGCAUCUUCGACGAGCUCAUCGAGAAGGUGAAGAACAACGACGCCGACGUCACCGAGGUGAACGUGAACAACUCGGACUGCAUCAACAACGAGACCUUGGUGCGCUUCACCGAGGCGCUGGAGUUCAACACCGUGGUCAAGCUGUUCGCCUUGGCCAACACCCGCGCCGACGACCACGUGGCCUUCGCCAUCGCCAUCAUGCUGAAGUCCAACAAGGUGCUGACCAGCAUCAACCUGGACUCCAACCACAUCACGGGGAAAGGCAUCCUGGCCAUCUUCCGGGCGCUGCUGCAGAACGACACGCUGACGGAGCUGCGCUUCCACAACCAGCGGCACAUCUGCGGGGGUAAAACGGAGAUGGAGAUCGCCAAGCUGCUGAAGGAGAACACCACGCUGCUCAAGCUGGGCUACCACUUCGAGCUGGCCGGGCCCCGCAUGACCGUCACCAACCUGCUGAGCCGCAACAUGGACCGGCAGAGGCAGAAGCGCCUCCAGGAGCAGAAGCUGGCGCAGGAGCGCGGCGAGAAGAAGGACCUGCUGGAGGUGCCCAAGGUCGGAGCCCCCAAGGGGUCCCCCAAGGGGUCCCCGCAGCCGUCGCCCAAAGCGCCCCCCAAAAACUCUCCCAAGAAGGGGGGAGCGCCCGCCGUGCCGCCCCCACCUCCUCCUCCGCUCGCCCCGCCGCUCAUCAACGAGAACCUGAGGAACUCGCUCUCGCCGGCCACGCAGAGGAAGAUGGGGGACCGGGCGCCCAUGCAGGAGAAGAGCUCACGAGAUCAACUCCUGGCGGCCAUCCGCUCCAGCAACCUCAAACAGCUCAAGAAGGUGGAACUACCAAAGCUGCUGCAGUAGGGAGUGAGACGCUCGCCUUCCUCGUGACUCUCGCCGUGCCAAGCCCUUGGGGACCCUGCAGUGACCGACGCCGAGGAGCAGAGAUCUCUCUGGGACUGAUGGAGGAAGGGCCGGGCCCGAGGAGGGCCGGCGUGGUGGUUGGCCACGGCGCGUGAGAAAGACCUCGUAUUUAUUGUUUGUACAGUUGUGAUCCCUCAAGCUCUUUCUGUUGCCAGCACAGCGCCCCGCACUGCUUGGGGACGCCGAGGACGGAUGGGGGGGGACUGGCAGAGUGUCCCCUGCCACAUCCCACCCCGAUGCAGGGAGAGGGGCAGAAGGGAGGUGGCAAUGGGGCUGGGGGUGCCAUUGGGCCAGAGGUGCACUGAGGGGCUGCGUCCCCCAGCCCCAUCCAGCCUGAGGCGAGCGGAUGGGGACAGGUGGGCCAUGGGGACGUGGUCAUGGCGUGUGUCCCCAUGGGGUCCCCAUGCUGCCAGGAGGGUGAUGGAGUGAACACUGGGUGGUGCAGGGGGAGGGAUUUGGGGAGGUGGUGAAGAGCUGGAGCAGGAGAGGGGGUCACAUCUGGGGGUGUCCCCAGGGCUGUCCCACCCCUGCAGGACAUGAGACCCGACCUCUCCUACCGGACAUUUGUCCCCAUGCAGGGACUGAGUGCUCCAUGGAACUUAGUGGGGGGGGGGGAUAGCAGAAAGGGAUAACACUGUCACCUGUAGUGUCACUCACAGUGUCACUCCACCAACCGUGGGCAUACGUUUGGGGCCGCAGUGCCUGCCCUGGUGCAAAGCCUCGCUCGUGGUCUGUACACCCGCGGCCACCGCAUCGGCAAUAAAGCUUCACCCAACGCUUCA
Molecule: messenger RNA, 2797 nt
Organism: Gallus gallus (chicken)
Lineage: Eukaryota; Metazoa; Chordata; Aves; Galliformes; Phasianidae
Gene: LMOD1
Product: leiomodin 1
Exons: 3
Coding region: 117-1955 (612 amino acids)
Biological process (GO): myofibril assembly; pointed-end actin filament capping; muscle contraction
Cellular component (GO): striated muscle thin filament; myofibril
Molecular function (GO): actin binding; tropomyosin binding
Source: RefSeq, a predicted model, not a curated record